AUGAUCCGUACUAUAUUGUUUGCAUGUCAUGAAUUUCUUAAUAUGAAAAUCUCAGAGGAAAAACUCAAAGACACCAAGGUAAUAACAUACAAAAAUGAGUUAGCCAAUACAAAGAUGAGAAGAAAAACAGUCAAGAAAAGUGUCAGGUUUGUGGAUACAGAACGAGAUGCUCUUUUGGAAAAAGAGGAAAAGAAGGAGUUGAUGAAUGGAAAAAGAAGCUGCAACAAUGAUUGUAGUAGUGGUUUUGAUGAAUUAGGAGAAAGAGAAAGGAUAAAUAUUAGAAUAAAGGUAAAGAUGACAAAGGAAGAAGCUGCUAAGUUUUUGUCAAAAUUUAAUAACAAGGAAGGAGAGGUUCUUCCAUUCAAAGAUGUUUCUCCUCAGCUUGUGGCUCUCCCACUCCACAGAUUUACCAUUGUGUCCACUUGA
Molecule: messenger RNA, 426 nt
Organism: Vicia faba (fava bean)
Lineage: Eukaryota; Viridiplantae; Streptophyta; Magnoliopsida; Fabales; Fabaceae
Source: the annotation of a GenBank genome assembly